This is a messenger RNA of Andrographis paniculata, 2777 nucleotides long. RefSeq names its product auxin response factor 18-like. Gene Ontology annotation, cellular component: nucleus. The transcript has 14 exons. Bases 443 to 2422 code for a protein of 659 amino acids. The record is from RefSeq and is a predicted model, not a curated record. Gene Ontology annotation, biological process: regulation of DNA-templated transcription; response to hormone. Gene Ontology annotation, molecular function: protein binding; DNA binding. Lineage: Eukaryota; Viridiplantae; Streptophyta; Magnoliopsida; Lamiales; Acanthaceae.
AACCCGUUGGGUGAAGAAGCCAAUUGAAAUUAUUACUCGCGAGAAAAACAACGCACAGAGGAUAGAGAGAUAAAGCAUCGAAUCGAGGCGUGUACAGUGCUGUUCCUUGGGAUUCUGCACCGCCAUUACCUCCAUUGCCUCUCCUCCGCGUCCAUUACUUGGGGGAGGCGAAGGAGAAAGGAGGAAAAUAUGGAGGAAUUUCAACUUUUUUGGUUUAUUUUGCAUUAUUUUUAGUUUGAUCGGUAAAUGCUGAGUUUCCGGCGUUUCUGCAGGGAUUGAAGGUUUAAAAUGGUUGUUCGUUUGUUGAAUUUUGGGAUUUUGGCGGGUGAAGUUACGGAGUAGGUGAAUGUAAUGUAGUUUCGUAUGUUUUUAUGGAUGAACUUUGGUUGAGGAUCGAUUAGAUUAGAGUUUUUCUCCAAAGGAGAGGAGAAUUUCUUUAUUCAUGGCGAAUAGAGGGUCGUUUUCUCAGCAGCAGCAACAGAACACUGGUGUUUUAUCUGAAGGGGACGGUAGGAGGGAUGCGUUGUAUGACGAGUUAUGGAAGGGUUGCGCUGGCCCUUUGGUGGAUAUUCCAAAAGUUGGGGAAAGAGUAUACUACUUUCCUCAGGGUCAUAUGGAACAAUUAGAGGCUUCAACAAAUCAAGAACUAAAUCAGAGGAUACCUAUGUUUAAUCUGCCCUCAAAGAUCCUUUGUUCUGUAUGCAACAUUCAGCUGCUGGCCGAGCAAGAAACUGAUGAAGUGUACGCUCAGAUUACAUUGAUGCCUGAAGCAAAUCAAACUGAACCAAAAAGUCUUGACAAAUCUUCGGAUGAGCCUCAUAGACCUGCGGUCCACUCAUUCUGCAAAGUUUUGACGGCAUCUGAUACAAGCACCCAUGGUGGAUUCUCGGUCCUUCGGAAACAUGCCAAUGAUUGUCUCCCUCCUUUGGAUAUGACUCAGCAGACACCUACUCAGGAGCUGAUAGCCAAGGAUCUUCUUGGAAAUGAAUGGUCUUUCAAGCACAUUUAUAGAGGUCAGCCUAGGAGGCAUUUGCUUACAACAGGGUGGAGUACAUUUGUUUCUUCUAAGAGAUUAGUUGCUGGGGAUUCGUUUGUGUUUCUAAGGGGGGAGAAUGGUGAGUUACGAGUGGGGGUCCGGCGCCAUACCCGUCAACAUAGUUCAAUCCCAUCAUCAGUUAUUUCAAGUCAGAGCAUGCACUUGGGAGUGCUCGCGACAGCAUCUCAUGCGCUUUUAACUCACACCCUUUUUGUUGUUUAUUACAAGCCAAGAAUAAGUCAGUUCAUUAUAGGACUGAACAAGUAUCUCGAAGCUGUAAGCCAUGAAUUUUCUGUCGGGAUGAGAUUCAAGAUGCGGUUUGAGGGGGAAGAUUCUCCUGAGAGGAGAUAUUCUGGUACAAUAGUUGGUGUCGACGCCAUUUCCUCUCAGUGGGACGACUCUAAGUGGCGAUCUUUGAAGGUCCAAUGGGAUGAGCCUGCAUCCAUUCCAAGACCGGAAAGGGUUUCUCCUUGGGAAAUAGAGCCAUUUACGGCAACUGUGUGCAAUCCGGCGCAGCCAUUGACGACAAAGCAUAAGAGGCUUCGAGCUCAUGUGGAAAUCCCAGAAAAUUGGACUGCCCCAGCAACCCGGAAUCUAUCUCAGGAGCCACGCCAAAUAAAUGAUGGCCCUGAAAGAAAACAAAGCAAAAUCGAUGAUUCAUUUGCUAAACAAGCUGACAUUGCCACGACUCUCGCACAAUCCUUAAACUCUCGUCUGGAUGGGGUAGAGCAGCAACAAUCACCUAAUUUGAAUGCUCCAAGUGUUUUGGUUGACGAGACAAAGGAUCUCAACAGUGCAUCAAUUUGGUCGAUGCCUUGGCAUAAUGAAAUGAAAUCAGAUGCUGUUGCAGUAUGCAGGUUGUUCGGGUUCGACCUCAAAAACCCCUUUUUAGUACCUCUUCAUGGGCAUCCUUCAUCGCAAUCUAUUGACGCGUCACAAGAAGGCUUCGAAUUUCGCAUUCCAACCACAAUGCUAUCAGCUGAUUCAGAGCAUAAAUCCAGCGUUCGGAAUGAUAAAAAAGAAGUUGAGAAAUCUCAUUCGAAAUUACCAACAAAGGAGGUUCAGAGCCGCCAUGCCAGAAGUUGCACCAAGGUACAAAUGCAAGGAGUUGCCGUUGGCCGUGCAGUGGACUUGAACACAAUGAACGGUUAUGAUGAGCUCAUAACCGAACUGGAAGAGAUGUUUGAAAUCAAAGGAGAGCUGCAGCCGAGAAAUAAAUGGGAGGUCGUAUUUACAGACGAUGAAGGUGACAUGAUGCUGAUGGGCGACGAUCCAUGGAUAGAAUUUUGUGGCAUGGUUCGAAGGAUUCUCAUUUGUUCCAGUCGGGAUGUGAAGAAAAUGAAAGGAACAAAAGCCCCCUUACCAUCGACAAGCGAUUGCCAGUGAACUGUAAGUUGCGAAUCGUAGAAAUUUCACUUUCGACACCUCCUAAUCGUUUGAUCCUUUUUAAUAUGUGCACGAUGAUCGUUUUGUGAAAUCAUUUUGACUCGGAGUGUCUCUAGUCGAGUAGGCGUUUUAGAUUCUGUGCAUAUUCGGGGGGCCUGGCCUCGGGUUUUCGUGGCGACGAAUCCCGACUACUACGGCAAUGAUACUCUGCCUGUAGGUGUAUACUGUGCCUGUAUGUGUGUAUAUAUAUAUAUAUAUAUGGUGUGUUCUGGCACCUGGUAUUGAGGCUUAAAGGCUUUACUUACUCGCAGUAUUAUUGAUCCUUUUCAAAUGUGUUCUUGGAUUUGUGCCGUUC